AUGAAGAGUUUCGAUGACGAAGACGGUGGUGGUGGUGCAAGGAUGGGUGGUGGCAAUGCGCGAUUCGACAGAGGCGACUUGAGCUCCGAACCUCAGGGUUACCAGAGGCAGCAACGGCAGCAGCAAGAGCCUAGGCCUUCGCCACAGUUUCCUCCUCCGAAAGACUUUGUGGGGGGCUUUUUGACAAGCAUAAACCAGGACCUCCUCGUCUCCAAGACGUUCUACUUCUUUUUCUUCUCGGCCUUCGGCUCGCUUUUCCCCUUACUCGCUGUCUACUUCAAACAAAUGGGAAUGAACGCAACGCAAAGUGGGCUCCUGAUCGGCAUUCGACCUCUGGUGGAGUUCAUCAGCGCUCCCAUGUGGGGCGGCAUUGCGGACCGCUUCAAAAAAGGCAAAGUCAUCCUGCUCGGCUCCCUGGCCUGCUGGAUUGUGUUCACACUGUCGCUGGCCUUCGUGCAGCCGCCCCCGUCGUCCUGCAUCGAUUACAACGACACACACCACGUGCUGUACCUACCAGACACCGGACAGCGAGAGAAGCGCGGCGCCGACUUCUGGUCGGACCAGGUCUCGGUCCAGGAGGAGGAUAUGCCCCCGAGGCUGCAGCGGAAGCCCUCCAGCACUCAAGCACCUCCUCUUCCGCCGGUCGGCAAGGGCCGUGCCAAGGCCAAGCAGCUUCCACCCAACUACGUGGUGGGCAAGUCUCCCAAUACGGUGGAGUACACGCUCAACUACAACCAGGAGCGCCACACGUCCUACAUUUCACCGCCGUUCAGCUCCAUCGUGUACAAGUACGAAGACGUCCAAGAGGUGUUCUUCCUGCUUCUCCUGCUGAUCGUACUCGGCGAGUACUUCAGCGCUCCGGCGAUCACGUUGGCUGACUCUGCGACAAUCUCCUAUCUGGGAGAGAACUUGGACAACUACGGGAGGCAGCGGAUGUUCGGUUCCCUGGGCUGGGGUGUGGCCAUGUUCUUCGUAGGAAUCGCGCUGGACCACUCCACGUCCUUUCCGAACCAUCCGUGCGGGCCUUACGAGAAGGAGCGCAACUACACCAUCUGCUUCGCCACCUUCUCCGUGCUCAUGGGUUGCGCCUUUAUCUCGGCCACGCAGCUCAGGUUUGAGUACUACCCUGGCCCGCAGGACGACAUUGUGCUGAAACCCGUCGUGAUGAACAGCGACGCCAACAAGCCCAUCACCAUAGAAGACAUCGCGCCGGGAAUUCCUGUUGCACGGCCACAGAAAGAGGAAGAGGUGGUUCCUGAAACAGCUAAAAGCACGGUGUUCGCGCAAACGACGCGCAAGCUGCCCGAACUGCUGGCCGUGCUGCGGUCAUUCGCCACCCUGCGCUACGCGGCCUUCCUGUGCGUCACCUGGUUCAUGGGCUUCGGCAUCGGCCUUGUCUUCACCUUCCUCUUCUGGCACCUACAGGACCUCGAAGGCACGCCCACGCUUUUCGGCGUCGCCUCGGUCAUCAACCACGUCUCGGAGAUAUUCGCCUACUUCUUCAGCUUCCGAUUCAUCCGGCAGAUAGGACACGUCAAGGUACUUUGCGUUGGACUCAUCGGCAACGUGUGCCGAUUUCUCUACAUAUCCUGGCUGACAAACCCUUGGUGGGUUCUACCAUUCGAGUUUAUUCAAGGCGUGACGCACGCCGCGGUCUGGGCGGCCUGCUGCUCGUACAUCAGCCAGGCCACACCCGCCAACCUGAGGUCGUCGGCCCAGGGAGUUCUUCAGGGUCUGCACCACGGUUUGGGUCGGGGCUGCGGCGCUGUCAUCGGCGGAAUUUUCGUCAACAACUUUGGCACGCAGGUCACGUUCCGGGCCUACGGCUUCGCCUGCCUGGUGGUCCUGGUGGCCUUUGUUUUCGUCAACUACUACCGCAAGGACCGGGGCUUCGCGGCCUUCAGCGACGACGACGACGAACCCCACCUGGUGGUCGAAGAGUCGUCGCACCUGGCGCCGCACGGGGUGCCCUCCAACCCGAUGCAGCACUCGCUGUCCAAGCAGAACCUGAGCGAGGGUGCCGGACCCGGAGGUGGCGGACAGCAGGGGGAUCAGCAAGGGGGCACGCCCGGAGGACACACUCAGGGAGGCUUCCUCAAUAUUCCUGGCACUGGAAGCCAAGAUCAACAGGGUUUCGGCACCACGUACUCGAGGAUCAACCCCAAGAGCAGGCUAGAGACGUCUCCGGAGGUGCCGUCGCGUGCCUUCGGCAGAUCCUCCCUCGCUGCUGCCUUCAAUCCCAAGGGGAUCAUGGCAGGAGCCGUCAGUCCCGAAGCACCUCACCAGAUGGAUCGCAUCAACAGGGACUUUGAGGUAUAUGUCUACUUGUCUCUCAUUCAGGCCUACCGGGACAUCACAUCAAUAAAAGAAGACCCUUCGUGCAUCGAAGGGAAGGUCCUGGAAGCGCCACGACUCAAGACCUCACCAUUCGCUCUCCAGCCCGACCGGAGACAAGCUGCUGGCGCCUACGCCUGGUAG
Messenger RNA from Ixodes scapularis (black-legged tick), 2478 nucleotides. RefSeq names its product major facilitator superfamily domain-containing protein 6. Lineage: Eukaryota; Metazoa; Arthropoda; Arachnida; Ixodida; Ixodidae. Gene Ontology annotation, cellular component: membrane. The record is from RefSeq and is a predicted model, not a curated record. The coding region runs from base 1 to 2478 and encodes 825 amino acids. The transcript is spliced from 7 exons.